AUGGCUUCGCAGUCUGUUCAACCACUGCGCAUUCAGAAAGGUGGCAAUGGGUCGCCCAACAAGCUGCCCAUGGCCAACUCCCGCCCCCUCUCAGAGCUGAGUCCUAUGGCGAUUCGGAGAAAUUCUCCCAGCUUUCCACAAGGCAAGACUUCUCUCAUCAAGAGUCCUUCGUCGCCCGGUAAUUCGUCUCCCUUCGGCAACUCCCCACGCGCUUUCUGGCAAGGCCGCGACGUCAACUCUCCAGCGCUCGAGAAUCAUAACCCCCUCGAAGUCCUACCUUCACCACCCCCUGCGAAGCGAUCUUCGAUCGAGAACUUGAAGAAAGCUUCUCGUGUUAAGAACAGCAGCAUGUUUGCACGCGAGCAGAACAAUUACUACGAUCCAUCUCGUCCAACCAUCUUGGAUGGUGCGCCGCUGGGCUCCAGUCGCUCAUCCCUCAUGCAGGACUCUGACAUGCAGCGACAGGAGAACGUAUCUCCUCAGAAGUCGCCUAUGGCUUCGCCAGGUCCAGUCCAGUCGCCGACGACUAAGCCCCUUGACGAGGUAUGCUUCCCCAACGGCAUUGCGCCUCUGUCGCCAAGUAAGAGCCAUACUUCUCCCACAAAGUCUUCGCUAUCAAAAAGAUCUGGUCAGGCAUUCAAGCAGAGCGCGUUUGAUCCUGAAACAGGCAUCUGGGAGGAUGAUGACGGUACCGAGAAGAAGCUGCCGGAGGGCCGCUAUCUACACCGUCAUGCGAAGAGCGUCACCUUCGACCAGGCGCCCCCACAGAUCAAUGAAUACGAAAUGACUACCCCAGACCCGUCGUCAAUUGCAUCAGGAUCGCGAGAGGGCAGCUACGAGUCCGAUCAGGAAGAUGAGGAGCUGAGUUUCGAGCGUGGCUCUUCCAUGGAUCACGAGGACAGCUUCGACGCUUCGCUUGAGGAUACUGAGAAGACUCCGGUCGUGCUUCCUGAAGAUUGGCGAUUCAUGAGUCCAGAUCAAGUCAAUACCGCGCUAUCAAAGGGCGAGGAGGACGUCUUCGACGAUGAUUACGGCAGCCCGGGUCCUUCUGCCGACCCAGGGGCCCUUGCUUACCGACCUCAUCAGACGAGUGUCAACUCUGUCGACUCCAAUGGCGACCGUCGACCACUUCCCCCUCUGCCGCCUGGCGCUUCGUCUCCUCCAAAAAGCCCCGGGCGCGACAGCUUGUCCGGAACCCUUGAGCGCAUGAGCAACCCCCAUCGCAACCUGCCAUCUCCUCCAGGUGCUGCCACAGUAUCUAAAUCAGACAUCCGACACAUGAGUGGUGGUGGACUCUCCCUCAAUGACCGUCUUCGUCUCAUGAUGAGCGAGAAAGACCAAGAUGCACAGCGUGAGCGACGCAUGCGGCGCGCUGACUCGAAAGAGUCCAGCCCUGCUAGAAGUGAAAGUCGAGAGCCAGAACCUGAAGUGAAUGGAGGAGAGCCCAUCCCUGAAGAAGCAGCUAGCAGCAGUGCUCCCACACAUAUCUCGCGGGAGUCUAUUCUCCGCCAUAUGUGCAGUGAGCAAGACUUGCACGAUCGUGGCGCAGGGAACGACUCUCGUACUCCUUCGCAAACGUCGAUGUAUGAUCCAGAUAUCCCAAUUCCGUCAAUGGAAGAUCCUACGCAAAUGCGCCAAGACGAUUCAGUCGUGAUCAAGCAAGAAGAGGAUGAGAGCGAUACCGACUUGUACGAUAUUCAAGAGAUGUACGUCCGGGACGCAGAUCUAGAGUCGCAAGCCUCAGAUGAUGAUCUACCAAGCCAGUACUCCCAGCCAUCCAUGGCUUCUCUGCCUGUGACCGCAGAUGACGGUCAAGACACACCUAGAGCUCAGAGUCCGGCUCGUGAGGCUCCGAACAACCAAUCUUCGAAACAAGGGCUAUCACUUCCCGAUUUCAUGUCAGACUUUGGCCAAGACAAGGGUUUCGACUAUGGUCUCGAAUCAUAUAUGACUCCACCGCAGGAGAACGGCAGUAGCUUCGAUACAUCGACCACCUCGCAGCAGAGUGCUCGUGGACUGCCAGACUUGGCUGCGCUGCGGGACUCUAUUCAGCGGCCAUAUACUCCUCAAGAGGAACUGAAAGCACCCCAGCUAUCCUGGGAUAGUGAUGAGCCUGGAACACCCAGCUCCGUAAUUCGCCAUACAACGAACGAUUCACGCGACUCAAUCUCUCCUCUGGAGGGCGAUCUCGAGAGCGUGCCAGUCGACGAGCCUCUCUCGCCCGCAAGUCAAGGUCCUGCCCUUAGCACGCUGGAGAAAGAGCUUCCGCCGCCUCCCAAGGAAUCACCGAGCGCUAGCCCUGAACCAGCCACUGUACAGCAGGCUGCCGAAGAGCCAAGCAAUCCCAUUGAAGAUGCCCCGGAGGCAGCCCCGGGCUCUAAGAGCGCUCGUGUAAGCAGUCUGGUCCAACUUGAGAUUCCCAAAGAUCAGAGUGAAGAAGGCCUUUCCUGGGGGCUGGAGAAAGAAUUCGAUCGUGUGGUCGAGGCCCAAAAGGUAGAGUUUGAACGCUCUCUCCAACACCUCUAUUACCCAUUCAACGGACGCUUCCCCUCUGUCGAGCUUCCUGACACGAAGGACUCAUACAUGAUGAACGUGCCCUUUCUUCCCCGUCCCCGCGGUGCCCGCACCUAUAAUGAACCGUUUGCUAACAAGGACCUGAAACAGCGCGGCUACUUGAUGCGUCAAAAUACCAAGGUAGUUGUUGCUACUGAGCGAAUUUCCGGGGAGGAGGAUCGAACAACUGGUGCUACUGUCGAUCGGCCAAGCGCGGAGCCCAAUGAGGUCGUAGAUUCUCGCCGAAAGACAAGCCAGCCGACCUGGACUGCCGAGCCAUGGAAUGGAAGAUCCCGCCGCAAGAGCAUUCGUGUCGGUGGGGACGCCGUUUCUGGCAAGAAAAAGGCGGAGGGCCCUGCUCCUCCUCUUCCUGGUCAGCCCAGCAACGUUGAUGGCUUGGGCUCCGUGACUGAGGAUGACCUGGCGGAGGAGGAAGCUGAAGACUUCGAAGAUGGAGCUGAGCGGGGCCGCCUUUUCGUCAAGGUCAUUGGCGUGAAGGAUCUACAGCUGCCAUUUCCUCAGCAUGAGCGCACGUCUUUCGCGCUGACCCUUGACAACGGCCUCCACUGCGUGACGACUGCUUGGCUUGAUCUCGCUCGCGAUGCCCCCAUUGGCCAGGAGUUUGAGCUCGUGGUGCUCAAUGACCUUGAGUUCCAGCUCACUCUGCAGAUGAAGCUUGAAGAACCCAAGAUCCAGCGGCCUCAGUCCCCGAGCAAGCCGCCUACUUCUCCUAAAAAGUCUGGAGCCUUUGGUAGACUCUUUGGUUCACCCAAGAAGAAGGAGAAGGAAGCUCCUCAGCCCACCCGCACACGUCCGGUCACCCCACCAUCUUUCUACGAAAUGGUCCAGGGACUCGUUGCCAAGGACGGCUCAUUUGCUCGCGCAUACAUUAACUUAGCCGAGCAUGAGAAGCAAGCAUAUGGUCGCCCGUACUCUGUCGACAUCACUUGCUUCAACGAAUGGGCUAUGGAACAGGUCAGCGUGGGUAGUCACCGCAGCAAGCGAGGCGCAACUCAACUUCAACGUCGCCCACCCUACGAAAUUGGCAAGCUUGAGCUUCUGCUUCUCUAUGUGCCCAAACCAAAGGGUGCUAAGGACGAAGACAUGCCUAAGAGCAUGAAUGGUGCAGUUCGGGCCCUUCGUGAAGCUGAGGAACGCAUGCAACAGCAAGCCGACAUCAAAGACUUUGAAGGUCACCUAAGUCAGCAAGGUGGAGAUUGCCCCUACUGGCGACGCCGAUUCUUCAAGCUCCAGGGAACCAAGCUUACCGCAUACCACGAGGCCACACGCCAACCCCGUGCCACUAUUAACCUGGCCAAAGCCGCUAAGCUGAUUGAUGACAAGAGCGCACUCACCCAGAAAGAGACUUCAGCCAAGGGAGGUGGUCGCAGACGUAGUGGGUUUGCCGAAGAAGAAGAGGGCUACAUGUUUGUCGAAGAGGGUUUCCGUAUCCGCUUUGCUAACGCAGAGGUUAUCGACUUUUAUGCCGACUCAACCGAAGCGAAGGACGAAUGGAUGCGAGCUCUGUCGCAAGUCGUCGGCAAGGGCAUUGCCACCUCUAACAGCAAGGAAGGCAAACUUUGGACUGACAUGGUGUUCAAGCGUGAGAAGACCACAAUGCGCCGGCAGACCGAUGCUGGUCGGCGAGGCGAAGUCCCUGCACGGAAAAGCAGCGCCCAGCAGCAACAACACCAAAAUUCACAACAGCAGCAACAGCAGCUGCCGCCGCCAAUGGGCCCAAAUACGGCUUCUCAACGUCCCACGAGCCCCGUACGACAACAGACAGCGCCCAUGGCUAGUGGCAUCCCUUCUCCAGCCAAGAGACCAGUCAUCAAUGCUCGCCAGAGCACUGGCCACAUGCGGACCGAGAGCUAUCAGCCCAGCUCGAACAGCGGUGCCCGCAGUCAGGCCAACUCUCCAGUCAAGUCUAGGUUUGGCUUGGGAAUGAGCAGCGAAGAGAGGCGACGCAAAGCACGGAGCAUGCUCAUGUGA
Cyphellophora europaea CBS 101466 is the source of this 4545-nucleotide messenger RNA. RefSeq lists its product as uncharacterized. The coding region runs from base 1 to 4545 and encodes 1514 amino acids. Gene Ontology annotation, molecular function: GTP binding. The transcript has 5 exons. Lineage: Eukaryota; Fungi; Ascomycota; Eurotiomycetes; Chaetothyriales; Cyphellophoraceae. The record is from RefSeq and is a predicted model, not a curated record.